This is a messenger RNA of Oryzias latipes (Japanese medaka), 8962 nucleotides long. The record is from RefSeq and is a predicted model, not a curated record. NCBI's taxonomy places the organism in Eukaryota, Metazoa, Chordata, Actinopteri, Beloniformes, Adrianichthyidae.
UUUUAAAUCUUAAAAAAAUGGCAACUUACACCAGUGUUUCUCAGCCCUAGCCCUCUGGGAACAGAGUUUCAAUACAACUCUGCUCAAGCACACCUGCCUUUGGUGACUGUCAUUGUCCGGGUUUUACAGAGCCUGAUGAUGAGCUGAAUCAGGUGUGCAUAAGCAAGGCAACAUGGAAAACAUGCAGGACGGUGUACCCCAAGGACCAGGGUUGGGAAAUACUGACUUACACUAUUAAAAAGCCACAGCACUGUUGUGUUGAUAACACACCCCGGUGUCAUAUUGCAGAUCACCCUGUAUGUGUAGCAGCUGAUGGAAUUCAGAUUUUUCAAAAGGUGUUGGCUAAGUAUGGUCACAUUCCCUUGUGGCAAAGCCUGAUUUACAUUCAUCUGGAAGUCAUUAUCUGUCACAGAGAUGUGGGCUUCACUGAUUCAGUUUCAUGAGCUCACGAAUGUCCUGGGAGGACAGAGAGAAGACUGGGUGACGACUGUUAGCUCUAUAGCAAAUGUUAAAUGAAGACACGAUGAGAUCUUAUCAGAUAUAAUCUGUGGGUUAUCUAUCUCCUGAAGUGAAGGGAUGAUGAUGUUCAGAGAGAAAGAAAAUGUGUCAAACCAUGUCUGGGUUUGAAUAGGGAUGGAGCCAUAGAGGGGACAGAGGUGUGGGAUAGAACAACUGAAAUGAAAUGCAAACAUCCAAUUUCUCCAUGUAGAUAUUAAGGAGAUUCAACAUUGAACUAAAAUAAAAGGUAACAGCAAAAAAAGUGUUUUCCAAUUAGUCACUGCACCUUUCAGUUUUUAGUUUUUUUGUGCUUAUCUUUGGACUUGUAAUGUAAUUUUACCACCAACUAUAAAUAUUUAACUGCUAGUUCUAACAAGAUGCAAACUUUUGAACUAAUUUAAAAAAUAAUUUCAUUAUUUCUAGGUCUGAGCUCUUAAUGAGACAAAAAAUAAGAUUUUACAUUUUUUUGCAAGUAUCUCAUGUUUGCAGUGAUAGCAAUGCAAAAACUGAAUUAAAAAAAAGUAACAAGACCCUUUCUCCAAGAAAAAAUGUAUUACUUUCUAUAUUGCAAGAAAAAUAAGCAUAUUAAGAAAGUUUUUCAAGAGAGAAAUGAUCUUAGUUUGAGGAAACCUGCCUAGAACUUUUUCUUAAAAUAAGAGUUCUUGGUGAGACCUUUUUUUUUUUACCCCAUUGGCAGAUUUUAUGACUUUUUUCUAAGUGGGCCUGUUUUUUGCAGUGUGUGUUUUAAUCUCCAAAGAAAAUGUAGAAGGUGCAGAGAUGUGGUGAUGCUUUUGCAAGACAUCAGAGCAUGGAAAUAAAUAGAUGUAAAUAAUGCAAAAAACCCUGAAUACAUCCCCAGACUAAUUGGAAAAAGGUUUAUCAAGAAAAUUUGUAUUUUCUAUCUUAAAAAAAAAAAAAAAAAAAAAAAACCUGGACAGAUUUACAUUUUUUUUAGAAUCAGUUCUGUCCAAGCAGUAAAACUCUGGAACUUUAGUCUCUUACAUGCAGAGUAGGACAGAUGUGCGGUGUGUGACUCCCCCACAUGUCUAUCUAUUAAAUCUUGCUUCUGGUGCAUUAUCAUGAAUGUUAUGUCACCAAUUUUAUCCCUGUAUUUCACUGGUUAACCCUGAUGAACCCAGCCGGUAAGCUGCACUAUCUUCUUGCCUCAUGCACAACAAUGGCUGCUAAGAACUAAAUGUCAGUGUGGAGUGGAACUAUACUGACACAGCUGGACAGAUUCUGGGAAUCAGAGAGGGGUGGAUGUGGGGAGGUGGGAGUGAGGAGCAGAUGACCACGAGAAGAGACAGACAAGGCGGGCAAAUGAACACACCACUGGAGAUCAGAGUACAGCCCAGAGGAAGACGAACAGCAGGGGGUUUGAUUCCGUUGCUUCUCUUCGGAGAGUGAAGAUUCACUAAAGUGAUCCAUGAUCUGUUAAAUAUGAUGUGAGAAAAAGUUUUUCGAUUUUAUUCUUUUCUUUUGGAAGUUUUUGCAGCAGAUUGGGAAUUCCUACUGGCGUUCGAUUUAGUGGCUGAAGCGAUGGGAGAAAUCUGCUCUUCUUUUGUUGGGCCCUCUGCUUUAUCUGCUCAUAAAGUACGUUCUGGAUUUUUUUAUGUUUCCACUGAGAAACCCACUGGAACGACCCUUUUGGCACGCAACAUAUACUUUAUUGGCGGCACCGUUGCAGUUCCACAGAAAUGCAGGCUUGCACAAAUCGUGGAGCGAUGCAUGACGGUGAUGCAGUCCGGGACACAGAUGGUCAAGCUGAAGGCUGGAUCCAAAGGGCUGGUGAGACUCUUCUACCUGGAUGAGCAUCGUUCCUGCAUCCGCUGGAAGCCUUCACGCAAGAGUGAAAAGGCUAAGAUCACCAUAGAUUCUCUGUACAAAGUGACAGAGGGUGGCCAAUCAGAUAUCUUCCAUCGGCAUGCAGAUGGCAGCUUCGACCCAGCCUGCUGCUUCACAGUGUACCAUGGAAACCACAUGGAGUCCCUCGACCUGGUGACAUCAAAUGCUGAAGAAGCCAGGACCUGGAUAACUGGCCUCCGCUACCUGAUGGCAGGGAUCAGCGAUGAGGACUCGCUGGCCAAGCGGCAGCGCACACAUGACCAAUGGAUGAAGCAAACCUUCGAGGAGGCUGACAAAAAUGGAGACGGCCUGCUGAACAUCGAUGAAAUCUACCAACUUCUGCACAAACUGAAUGUCAAUCUGCCGCGCAGGAAGGUCAAGCAAAUGUUUCAGGAGGCAGACACAGACGAUCAACAGGGCACGCUCACGUACGACGAGUUUUCAGUUUUUUACAAGAUGAUGUCCAUGAGGCGGGACCUGUUCCUGCUGCUGAUGGCGUACAGCGAGAGGAAGGACCACCUGACAGCAGAAGAGCUGACUCACUUCCUGCGAAACGAACAGAAGAUGCCCAACGUGACUUCAGAAUAUGCAGCAGAAAUCAUUGACAAGUUUGAGGUGUCUGAUGAAAAUAAACAGAGAGGUGUUAUGGGGAUUGAAGGAUUUACCAGUUUCAUGCGCAGCCCAAGCUGUGACAUUUUCAACCCUUUGCACCAUGAAGUCAAUCAAGACAUGGACCAGCCUUUAUGUAACUACUUCAUCGCCUCCUCCCAUAACACCUACUUGACUGGAGACCAGCUCCUCUCCCACUCCAAAACAGACAUGUAUGCCUGGGUGCUGCAGUCUGGCUGCCGCUGCGUGGAAGUUGACUGUUGGGACGGUCCCGAUGGAGAGCCCAUGGUCCAGCAUGGCUACACGCUGACCUCCAAGAUAACAUUCAAGUCAGUUGUGGAGACCAUCAACAAAUAUGCCUUCAUAAAUAACCAAUAUCCAGUCAUUCUCUCCAUUGAGAACCACUGCAGCAUUCAGCAGCAGAAGAAGAUUGCAGAGUAUCUGCGGGUCGUCUUUGGAGACAAACUCGACGUGGGAAAUUUCCUGAACAGGGACUCCAAAACAUUACCUAGUCCUCACAGUCUACAAGGAAAGAUACUCAUUAAAGGUAAACGCCUGCCUGCGUAUCUGUCUGCGGAUGCUGAGGAGGGAGAGGUUUCAGAUGAUGACAGCGCUGAUGAGAUAGAGGAAGACUUCAAACUCAAGAGCAGUAAUGGCAACGGCCAUCAUCAAGUAGAGUCUCACAUUAGAAGCAAGCUGGAUUCACUGUUGAAGGAGUCUCAGAUUGGAGACAAGGAGGAUACUGACAGCUUCAGCAUCAGGGCUCUGCUACGAGCCACGCACCAGGGCCUUCAGAAGAACCUGCGGCAGAGUUCCAAAGGGGUUCUGAAGAAAUCCCAAAGCAGAUCUUUCAUCACAACGCUCAAACAAAAGAGACAUUCCAAAUCCAGGCUGUCAUGCCAAAGCACGGAAAAUGAAGACGAUGUUCAGGAAAGGUCUCCGAAAGAGGCUGCAGGACAGUUCAACAGAGGUGGAAGGAAGAGGAAGACGAUGAAACUGAGCAGAGAUCUGUCAAAUGUGGUGGUGUUCACCAAUUCUGUGGCUUCGCAGGAGUGUUUGAACGAAGGCACUCCAGGUGACGUUUUGUCAUUCAGCGAGACCAGGGCCCAAUCUCUGGUCAAUCACAGGACUGAACAGUUCCUGGCUUUUAACCAGAGGCAGCUGUCACGGAUUUAUCCGUCUGCCUAUCGCAUCGAUUCUUCUAAUUUCAACCCUCAGUUCUACUGGAAUGUGGGUUGUCAGUUGGUGGCUCUCAACUAUCAGACAGAGGGGAGGAUGAUGCAGCUCAACAGAGCCAAGUUUAUGGUCAAUGGAGGAAUUGGCUACGUUCUUAAGCCUCCUCCAAUGUGUAAAGGCACCUUCAACCCAUUCAGUGAUGACCCACUUCCAGCUUAUCCCAAGAAGCAGCUCGUUCUCAAGAUCAUUAGUGGACAGCAGCUGCCCAAACCACCAGACUCCAUGCUGGGGGACCGCGGAGAGAUUAUCGAUCCGUUUGUAGAAGUGGAGAUCAUCGGUUUGCCAGUUGACUGCUGCAAGGAGCAGACGCGAGUUGUGGAUGAUAAUGGUUUCAACCCAGUGUGGGAGGAGACUCUGUCCUUCACACUUCACAUGGCUGAGGUGGCACUUGUGCGCUUCCUCGUCUGGGACCACGACCCGAUUGGACGGGACUUCAUUGGCCAACGGACUGUAGCCUUCAGUAGCCUGAUGCCUGGUUUCAGACACGUUUACUUGGAAGGGCUAACCGAGGCUUCCAUCUUUGUGCAUGUGUCCGUACAUGAUGUCUAUGGGAAGUGGAGCCCAUUAGUCCUGAACCCCAGCUUUACCAUUAUGCACUUUUUAGGAACCAAUAAGAGUAAUCAGCUGCGAGGUAUCCGAGGUUUCUUCAAUCGAUCCUCAAAGUCUUCCGUGGACUCAAACUCCAGCGGACUGCGGAAACGCUCCAUCAGCGAUCAUCUACUGCGGCGCACAGCGAGUGCUCCUGCAAAGGGACGGAAGAAGACCAAGAUGGCGCUAUCAGAGUCUGUUGCCUCAAUAUCUGACCAUAAGAAAGGCAGCGGUGCAGGGCAGGGAGGUGAGGGAGUGUCAGAAAAAGAAGGAGGAAUGCGAAAGCCUCUCCAGCCUCGGCCCCCUCUUAUCCACAGACCUAUCUCAAUGCCGUUAGACAAGCUUCUUCAAGGACAGCUGUCCCUCUGCUCCCCAGACAGCACACAGAACGAUAUAGUCACUGACACAGUCACUGGAACCGGUCCAUUUGACCGGCCCAGGUCGUCCUCUGUGGACCUCUUCAAUAAAUCUUCUUUCCAAGUUGGAAUAUGCAUCUCUGGUCCCUCUGAGACACAUGAACAUAAGGAGUCAAGCCACUCGCAAGAGGCUUCCUAUUUAGUCAUUGGUGAUGACGAAGUGCAAAAGGAAGAAGACUAUGUCAACUAUCAGUCAAAACACAAGAGAUCAAACAUCUCAGCAAGAGAAGAUAAUUUUUCAUCCCCCAAGUCAAGAAAUACUUAUACGAAAUCAGACAAACCAGAGACAUCAUCUAACAGCACAGCAUUCACAGUUGCAGCUUCUGUGUCCUCCUCCUCUUCCUCUACCACCUCAUCAGUUUCGACUGUUUCCUCAUUCAGUAACAAAAUCUGCCCAAAGAGCGUUACCUCUCUGAACGAUACCACCAUCUCAAGACUCAUUGAUGCAGUUUCCUUAAGCAAUGAACAAGACACAUGCAGCUCCAUUUCUGCUCUUCUUGAUCAGUUUGAAUUCAGUUUGGAAAAAAACAGCCUUACCCCGUCUCGGGUUUCAAAUUUAAGACCCGAGUUAAGGUCUCCUUUUGAAACGAAAACAUCAUCCCAUAAUAAGAAAUUUCUCCUCAGUCCCCGUGAAGUAGCUCAACAGAACAACAAUCGGAAUUCUGAGAUGUGUUCACCGAGCUAUAGUUCCCAGUCAGAUCUAAAGGAUCUUGCCGUCACCUCAAGCCCAGAAACGGCCGAGCUAGAGGAAGUCUACACCAUUCUGGAUGAAGAAGUUCUGUUGCCUCCAUCAGUGCAUAACCAAACGAAACAGAUUAAUCACAUUCAAGCAGGAACUACAGUGAGUGCAUCUUUGAGAAGUUUUAAAUUCCCCCCAGGGAAAUCUGUGCAGACUUUAGGUAAAGAGCACAGUAUGGACUGGAAUGAUGUAAAUAGAAAUAGGGGUGAAAGUGUAGAGACAGAGGAGAGGGUGUAUGAGGAGGUAUUUGACCUGCCGGGUCCAUUACCUAAAAAGAACCACUUAAGCUCCUCUUCAAAGAAUAAUUGCUUUCAGAUUCUCCACACUUCAGCUGAAGAGGCAUGUACAGAAGUAGAGCUAAAUGUGGAUGAGGAUCCUUUGGAGUUUAUGGUUACUUCACCAAGCAACCAGUACAAGGGGCUUACAAGUUCAACCAAGCGACAUGCAAUUUACCAAAACCACGAGCCCACUUUGAGCAAUUUCCAGCAAAAACAGCAAUCAUCAUUUGCUCCAUCUCAGUAUCCAACACAGUUUUCUCAUGCAACAUCUGCACAAUGUAACUCCCCAGUAAACAACCAUUGCAAUUACAUGUUCAACCAUGAACAGCAGGUUACUUUCCAAUCUUCCCAUUGCAAUACACUUUUAUUGUCUGGGCCUUCCAACCUUAGCGCACUCCGUCAGAACAGUUACCCCACAUCUUGGAGCAACACAGAGGUAAUCAACAAAAACAUCGACUUAAGUGUUUCCUGUGCAAAAGAGAGGAGCAACAGUUGCAGCCAGAUUCAACACAAAUCUCAUGAAGAUGGAUCGGGCCAUAACCCAAUGAAUCGAAAACAAGUGGGGUACUUUUACAAUGGUGUUUCUUCUGCUGAGAGCAUUCCAGACCAUUCAGAUUUAUCUGUUAACAGAUCUAGAGACAGAGACAUGUAUUUGCCCUUCUCUGAAAGUGAAGGCAUGUACAACCUCAUGGACUACGACUGUACUAGCCCUGUAUCAAAGAGUUCAACAUCCAGAAACAUCCAGACAUGUAACCAAAGUCAAACUAAACCCCCUAUAUCUGGUCAGUUGCAUAGGGCUCCGCUCAAUAACACCAGGUGCAAGCCACAGCCAGAAACCCAAACAUUGAUCCACUCAAAUGUGGGACCUUUGAGAAGUUCCUUCCACUCCACUACCAAAGACUUUACAGCUCCCACCCCAUGCAAGUCUAAGUCUUUGGGAGACUUGACCUCCGAAGAUAUUUCAUGCAAUUUUCAAAGCAAAUAUCACAUAAUUAGCCGCAGUUUCAUAAAACCACAAUUGAGGAAGCAAAAGCAUGUAGACACUAAGGGGGAUUCUGCAUUUCACUCACAGCCCAGUGAUCCACUCACAGAACAGCUGCGUAGGCUGGUCAGUCUGGAGGGAGAUAAUAGUGACACAGAAAGACCUCUGUCCCCUCAGUUGAAUCAGGAAGCUCAGUCUCCAUUUCUUCCAAGAAACGAUUCCCCUCCAGUCCUUACCCGUCGUCUUUCCUCUCGAAGCCAGAGUCGAGUGCGUCACAUAAACAGUCGUGCUCGUGAGAGGCAACAGGAAGCUAUGAAAUCCCAGCCGGAGGUAGUGAACUGUGGUACGGCCACCUCAGAUGGAGUGGUGCUUAGGAAUAAACCAACUUCACAGAAUUUGUCAACAAACAGACACUCUACUGGUUCUUACAUAGCUGGCCACCUUGAUGAGAUAGAUGACAGGGGACUUCCCGAAGGUACUUGCACAUUUCUACGCUACAGCAGUGGGGACCAUUAUGGAGAUCUGUAUCAUAUGGACGACUCUCUCCCAUCUUUGCACUCUUCCCAUUCAGUGUCUGAGCCUGAAGUCUAUUUUCUGCUGAGAUUGUAGCUUUGAGCUAACUUUGUAUGAAAACAUAGUUCAGUCAGUGAGAUUUUAAGAUUUUUUUUUUUAACUACUGUUGUACACCAAAAGCCAGACGACCAUUUAAACUUGCAAUUGUUCAUCAGCAUGUUCACUGACUAAGAGAAUUUCCUCUCCUGCAUUUAAAACCGUGGUCCGGCUGUUUCUGGUACUUAAAAUAAACUGUGAGUGAAACAUUGCAUAUAACCCAUUGUUGAACCUUACGGCAUGACUUCCUGUAUGAAAUGUCCACUAUGACCUAGAUGGCUUUGUGUUGUCUCUAUUCAGUGUGUUAAUGUACUUGGGAAUGUGCAGUCCUUUCAAACAGCUUCUCGGACUGAUUGUAUAGAUACGUGUUAUCGCCAUCACUGUGUCGUACCUUCCAAUCUACAAUCACAAACGUUGAAGCAAAAACAGACCAAGCAGAGAGAGAAUGUCCUUGUAAAAUUUGAAUGUGUUGUGAGAACGAGCGAUUACUAGAUGGAUUUUUUUUAAAACAUCAACUGUAAGUCUUCCUUUUCCUUUUGGUGGUAUUUUCAUACUUGUGUUGUGUGUAAAUUUCCUUGACAUGCUUCUUUGUCAAGCUAUAUGUUACAAACCACUUCAAACUGUACAUCUCUGUGCAUGUUACGUGUGAACAUGUCAAGCAUGACUAUGCACCUGUUUCUACUAUAGAUGUUGCAUUACCUAAAUACAUUUGCACAGAACCAAUGGAAAAAGGAUAUAGGGUUGUUGGCACUGGGUGCAACACAGUGCAUACAUGUCUGUGCUUGGACUUGUUACUUUUUAUUACCUGUAGAUUUUUCAAAUCUGAUGGAAAAAGUCAAAUGAAAAAAUAGAAGAAAAGAAAAAGAACUUGGGUUUAAAUGUUUUUUAUUUUUAUAAUUACUUUGAUACAGAUUUCAACAAUGCCCUUUUGUUUGUUUUGGUUAUUUUGUUUUAUACAACUUAAUCAGCAGAGCAAAUAAAUUGUCAGACACACAGGGCCAUGCUUAAGAGUGCAGGGCAGCAGAGCUGCAGGUUUACUAUUACUUUUUAGAGAUUGUUUCAGUGUUAAUCCAUUUUGUUUUCUUUGUAAUGUUGCUCAUCGCAGACAUGUGAGCAUUUUCCUAUCAAUGCAAUAAAACAUUGAAAUACAUGAUUUAACAAA